UACACUUUUCAAGUUCUCUUAUAAAUACAGCACUCGAUGCCGAUUUUGUUGUUAUUUGGUGCGUCGUUUUGCUUGGCAUCGGGAGCGGUUUUAUAUGUGCUCGUAUCGUCUGUAAAAAUAUAUCGGAAAUUAAUUUUAAAAACAUUUUACCAUUUUUUGGAUAUUCCUCAACAAUCAUCAUGACACGCCUAGCGUUACUAGUCAUCUGUGGAUUAGUUAAUUACUCCACUGGACAAUAUUUCUACGACCCACCAGAAGUGAAUUUUCCAGAACCAAGUGGAUACAACUAUCCAAAGCCAAAUAAUCCACUUCCUUUGCCAACUUCAACGUUGGCACCAGUUAAAAGUGGUUAUGACUAUCCCAAGCCCAAGGAACAAUUAAUAUUGCCCACUCAAGCGCAUAAAGGCUAUGAUUAUCCAAAGCCAAGUAUUCCAUUCGAAAUCACUACAACAACAACUACCACAACAACAACUACCAGAAAGCCUACCCCAGCUGUGACCUAUCUGCCACCCACCACAAGAAAGCCAGCCCCUCCUGUAGUGACCUAUCUGCCACCCACCACAAGAAAGCCGGCCCCUCUCGUGGUGACUUACCUGCCACCCACUACUAGGGAACCAGCCCCUCCCGUAGUGACUUACCUGCCACCGACUACUAGGAAGCCAACUCCUGUCGUAACCUACCUGCCACCCACUACUAGAAGGCCAGCCCCUCCCGUAGUGACCUAUCUGCCACCCACUACUAGAAAGCCAGCCCCUGUCGUGACUUAUUUGCCACCCACCACCAGCAAGCCAGCACCAGUCGUGACUUAUCUGCCUCCUACCACUUCUAAGCCUACCCCCGUCGUGACUUAUCUGCCACCCACCACUAGAAAGCCAGCUCCUCCUGUAACAACAACAACCGAAAGAAUCACCACUACUCUUCAUUCUGGCUAUCAAUACCCAAAACCAGCUCAACCACUAUUAGAGCCUGUCCAUACUGGAUAUAGUUAUCCAAAGCCAAGUAAGCCAUUUGUCGUUCCAACCGCCGCAGCUACCACAACAACAACAAGAGCAACCACCACGACCACAACAACGACGACGCCAGCUCCAGUUCAGCAAGGUUACAGCUACCCAAAACCUUCUAUUCCCUUUGAAGUACGUUCAACUCCGUCUACAACGACGACCACAUCCACCACACCACUUCCCACACACAAACAAGGAUACGAUUAUCCCAAGCCUGUUGUUAAAUUUAAUAUUCCAUCUACAACUGUCAAAACAACAACAACAACACCUGCUCCGACAACGAAGUAUGAGCCCGGAUAUAAAUAUCCAAAGCCUACAGUUUCUUUCGAGCUUCCAGCUCCACGAACAACAACAACGACAACGACGACAACAUCAACAACUAAAGCUCCAACUACCACUAGUGGAUACCACUACCCUAAGCCACAAAUCCCAUUUGAGCCAGUGCGAUUUAAUGAAAUUAUCGAUGAACCCGUGUCAGGCUAUAAUUAUCCAAGGCCCUCAGUUGCUUUUAGGUUUUGAAAAUAAACAUUUUGUACAAAAAUUUUAGUAGCUAAAUGUUUUAUUUUGUAAUUUUAAUUAAUGUAUUUUUCCAUAUUUAAGUUUUAAGAGAUAAUAAAGUAUUGCUUAAGCUGUAAGAAAUCAAAAG
This is a messenger RNA of Eupeodes corollae, 1647 nucleotides long. RefSeq lists its product as uncharacterized. The record is from RefSeq and is a predicted model, not a curated record. Bases 180 to 1520 code for a protein of 446 amino acids. The transcript is spliced from 2 exons. Lineage: Eukaryota; Metazoa; Arthropoda; Insecta; Diptera; Syrphidae.